CUGUGAUCAUGCGCAUUUGUUGUCACGCUGUCUGGCCAACGCGUCUUUGGCUCCUCACCACUUUGAAUCAGUGCAUUUUUGCUCUGUGGGUUCAGUGGCGCGCUCUGCUCUGAUCACCGGACGCCUUUGACGAUUUUAGUCGUGACUUUAACUUUUAAGAUGCAGGACUUGGACACUUCAAACCGAGUUUUCCACAAGUCCUCAUUCAGCAUCAGCAGCCUGUUGUUGAGACGAGAGGGAGUGAUGGGGGACCAGGAGUCUCCUUCUCCGUCCCAGAAACUGCGCUCUGCACAUCCAAAGAAAUCCUGUCAAGUGGAAAACUUUGACAGUGAAAAGAAUUGCGAAAACCCUAAAAUGUGCAAUAAAGCAGAAACCAAACCGGUGACUGCAAAUGGAAAACGGGAGGAAAAUAAGGGAGAUUCAAAGAAAAGCGGGGGAGCAGAAGAAACCAUUAAACCCGAGAAACCUCCUUUCAGUUAUAACGCGCUCAUCAUGAUGGCGAUCCGUCAGAGCGCGGAACGACGGCUCACACUCAACGGCAUCUAUGAGUUUAUCAUGGACAACUUUCCAUACUACCGACAGAACAGACAAGGAUGGCAAAAUUCAAUCAGGCACAACUUGAGUCUGAAUAAGUGUUUCGUUAAAGUGCCGCGCCACUAUGAUGAUCCGGGUAAAGGAAACUACUGGAUGCUGGACCCCUGCAGUGAGGACGUCUUCAUAGGUGGCACAUCAGGGAAACUCCGGCGCAGGGCAGCAGCUGGCUCCAGGACCAAGCUUGCACUAAAAAGGGGAGGAGGUCGUCUGAUGUCGUCCAGCACUGCAACCAGCGUGACCUUAGCCGCAGCAGGUUCGUUUUACUGGCCGGUGCCACCGUUCCUACCUCUCCAAACACCAGUGCGCACCCACCUUGGCACAGGGACUUAUCUGAGCGCUCACCCCCGAUUCCCAAACCACGCCACAUCGAUGGUUUCGCAGAGGUCCCGGUUGAGUGCAACAAGUGCUUCAGACGCCGACCGGUUCAUGCAGACGCACCAGGAGAUGUCUUACAUCGGACUCAGUUGCGCGCAAUCCCGACGCCAUCAGAUUGGCACCGCCUGCACCGCUUUCUCCACAUCCAUCCCUGCAUGCACCCUGCCGCUGUCGGAUCCAUACUCUUUUAACAUGAUCUCCGGACAAGCCAGCUACUUUUACUCUCACCAAAUACCAUGUACCGCAACGUUCAGUCCGUGCCAAGAGGAGUGCGCUACGUCCAAGACGUCUCCAGGACUAUUUUCAUCCAAGAACGGCCACUCAGACCUCGGGGGCUUCUGUAAUGACUUUCAAAAUUACUGCCCUCAAGUCAGUUCAAGCCCUCUUUCGUCUUGGAAUAUAGAUAAAUAGAGUAACAGUCAUAGUACUCAAUGUCGAAGAUUUAAAACGUUGCUUUAGAAUUUAGAUUAACAAAGUUGGUAAAUAAAAGGCCAGCACAUCCUAGAGUACCUGCAGAGUGGAAUUUAUUGAGUUUAUGAAAAAUAUCCCGCAACAUUUCCCCAAUAUUUGUUUUACAGUAAAACAUAAUGUAUAUCUAAACUGAACCGGGAAAUGUGUUUCACCAGACUAAACAAAUGUUUCUUUUGACGCACACCAUUUCCAAAAAUGUGCAAAAACAUGCUUUUGCGCAUUGGUUAUUUUUUAAACACAUCCAUGUAACCAGGAAAGUCAAGUUAUAAAAAUGUUUUAUGUCAUUAAUGGCCACUUGGUCUUCAUCUGUAAACUGAAACUAGGCUAUAUUCCUGUUUUGGGAAACAAUUGCUCUCCACUUAGUUAACUUUUCUCAUGAAUCUUUCCCAGAUAUGUGUAUGCACUUGCCAGUAUAGGAAUUGAAGUGAUGUUUGCGCGCAUGUCACUGUUUGAGGCCUAAUGCCAUCAUCUGAAAUGAUCUGCAAAAUACCGAAAAAUGUCAUUUAAAAAAUGAAAUAAAAUAUCAACGAAAUGAUCCUUCUGUCUGAAGUCAAUCAUUUGUCAGCAUGUUAACUGAGAUCUUCAUUUAUUAUUUUUUAUUAA
Molecule: messenger RNA, 2043 nt
Organism: Cottoperca gobio
Lineage: Eukaryota; Metazoa; Chordata; Actinopteri; Perciformes; Bovichtidae
Gene: foxg1c
Product: forkhead box G1c
Exons: 1
Coding region: 160-1380 (406 amino acids)
Biological process (GO): regulation of transcription by RNA polymerase II
Cellular component (GO): nucleus
Molecular function (GO): sequence-specific double-stranded DNA binding; DNA-binding transcription factor activity
Source: RefSeq, a predicted model, not a curated record